Acomys russatus (golden spiny mouse) is the source of this 1563-nucleotide messenger RNA. It is a transcript of the gene Cuedc1, whose product is annotated as CUE domain containing 1. Bases 279 to 1463 code for a protein of 394 amino acids. The record is from RefSeq and is a predicted model, not a curated record. The transcript is spliced from 10 exons. NCBI's taxonomy places the organism in Eukaryota, Metazoa, Chordata, Mammalia, Rodentia, Muridae. Gene Ontology annotation, molecular function: ubiquitin binding.
GCACCAUCAGUCCGUUGCAGCCCCCUGUGGCAGGAUGACUUGAGGAUGUGGAUGAUCUGCAGUCCAGCUACAGCCUGGCCAAGGUCCGCAUGCCGCCACCAUCCCCGGCCCCUGUUCCCUAGCUCGGACAGUGCAUUACCGCCAAGCAUCUCCGUGGACGGAGGGAGCACAAGAGUGAGUCUUCCGAGCCUGCGGAGCAAGCAAGUGGACGACGGAGGGACCCUGGGCCAGCGGCUCCUCGGCUUGUCGGAAACAUUCUCCCGCAGCAGCUCCGCAAGAUGACCAGCCUGUUCCGUAGGAGCAGCAGCGGCAGCGGCGGCGGCGGUGGCGGUGGCGGGGCCACCGGGGCUCGCGGGGCCGGGGCGGGGGCUGGGGAUGGCAAUGCGGCCCCACAGGAGCUCAACAACAGCCGCCCGGCCCGCCAGGUGCGCCGCCUCGAGUUCAACCAGGCCAUGGACGACUUCAAAACUAUGUUCCCUAACAUGGACUACGACAUUAUUGAGUGUGUGCUGCGUGCCAACAGCGGCGCAGUGGAUGCCACCAUCGACCAGCUGUUGCAGAUGAACCUGGAGGCCGGUGGUGGCAGCGCCUACGAGGACAGCUCAGACUCAGAGGACAGCAUCCCACCAGAGAUCUUGGAAAGGACUCUGGAGCCCGAUAGCUCUGAGGAAGAGCCCCCGCCUGUGUACUCACCACCAGCUUACCACAUGCACGUGUUCGACAGACCUUACCUGAUGGCUCCCCCAACUCCGCCUCCCCGGACUGAUGUCUUAGGCUCUGGACAACCUGCAAGCCAGAGGCGGCGCUACAGGAACUGGAACCCACCCCUGCUGGGCAACCUCCCAGAUGACUUUCUCCGAAUCCUGCCCCAGCAGAUGGACAGCAUUCAGGGUCACCCUGGGGGCUCCAAGCCUAUGAGUGGAGAAGGAGGCCCACCUCCAGUGCCAGGGCCUGUUGCUGCCUGCGACCAGGACAGACGCUGGAAGCAAUACCUGGAGGACGAGAGAAUUGCCCUCUUCCUGCAGAAUGAGGAGUUCAUGAAGGAGCUGCAGCGCAACCGUGACUUUCUCCUUGCCCUGGAGAGAGAUCGACUGAAGUAUGAAUCCCAGAAAUCCAAAUCCAGCAACGUGGCUAUCGGAAAUGACUCUGGCUUCCCGUCCUCUGUCCCAGGAACCGGUGAUACCAACCCUGCUGUGUCAGAAGAUGCCUUAUUCAGGGACAAGUUGAAACACAUGGGAAAAUCCACUCGCAGGAAGCUGUUUGAACUCGCCCGAGCCUUCUCUGAGAAGACCAAAAUGAGGAAGUCAAAGAGGAAACAUUUACGGAAGCUUCCUUCGCUGGGGGCUGCUGCAUCGACAGCCAACCUCCUGGAUGAUGUGGAGGGCCAUGCUUACGAUGAAGAAUUCCGGGGAAGGCGGCAGGAGGGGCCUAAGGUGGAAGAGGUCCUAAGGGAAGGACAGUAAGAGGUGCCAGCAGCUUCACCUUGCCAGAGAUGCUCUGACCACGUGGAGGCAACCAGAGAGCUACACCAGUGCCCUCCAGCUGCAGCCGAGACACACGAGA